UUAUGAAAAUUUAAAUAUUCCAAAAAAUGGAUGGAUUGUUGAUAAUUUAAGUUUUACGAUUGAAAAAAAGUCUAUUGAACUUGUAAUUAAUUUGGAAGACACAAAAAUUGGAAAAAAUGGAAAUAAUAAUUCGAAAGCUGCAAUGGAUGCAAUUAAAUAUAUUGAAAAAUUGCUUGAUGAUUGUUCAUCGAAAAAGGAGGAUAAUAAUGAGGAAUUAUUGGAAGAAAAAAUUAAAGAAUUAAAUUUAAAUGAUAAAAAUAUUUCAUUACAAAUUUUAAAAAUGCAUAAUGACCACGUAAAUGAAGUUAAAGAAUUAAAAAAUGAAAUUAAACAAAAGGUGGAAGAAAAUAAUUUUUUAAUGAAGAAAGUUGAGGAAUUAAAUAAAUAUAAAAUUAAAUUUUUGGAACAAGAAAUAAAAGAAGCAACUAGAAAACAAAAUAAUGAAAAUAAAGAAGAAUUAAUUAAGGAGGAUUUAAUUGAAUUAUUGGAGAAUAGUUACUUGGAUAGUUCAAAAAACAAAAAGUUGAAUGAGAAAGGAGGAAUUUGUGUUGGAAUUGAUAAUAUUAAUUCUUUGUUUGAUAUUUAUCGUCAAAAAGGAGAAAAUGUUGAAAAGAGGGCCAAGGAAGAUGAAUCAAAUUCUGAAAUUAGUGAAUUCGAUAUUCUCGAUAAUGAAAAUGGAAAAAAGAAGAUAAUUAAUGAUGAAAUUUAUAUAGAAGAAGAAGAAGUAAAAAACUGA
Messenger RNA from Meloidogyne enterolobii, 736 nucleotides. The record is from the annotation of a GenBank genome assembly. Lineage: Eukaryota; Metazoa; Nematoda; Chromadorea; Rhabditida; Meloidogynidae.